Cyclocybe aegerita is the source of this 957-nucleotide messenger RNA. The record is from the annotation of a GenBank genome assembly. NCBI's taxonomy places the organism in Eukaryota, Fungi, Basidiomycota, Agaricomycetes, Agaricales, Hemipholiotaceae.
AUGGCGGAACAUCUCUCUCUCCUCCCUCCUCCUCCUCCUCCCUACCUAACCACAGAAGUCACGGCCAUGGACAGCGCAGAUAUGGCUGCGUUUUUGAUUGAGAGGACACGGAUAUCGGUGACGAUCAGGAUGGUGGAUAUCGCAGCCUGUACAAUGUUCGUUUUCGAUUAUUUCCUUACGCUGGGCAUGGAGAUCGACUACGUCUGGCCCGGGAAGUGGACGCCCAUCAAGAUCAUUUUUUUCAUCCAGCGUUACCUUCCGUUCAUCGAUAGCGUAGGGUUAGGCCUCUAUCAGGAAUUUGGAAUGAAUCUCAGUCCCACGACUUGCCACCUCCUCAAUAAUGCUGGAAAAUCGCUGAUCUUUAUCGGAUUGGCGUUUUCAGAAGUUAUUCUUACGUUCCGAGUAUGGGCAGUAUGGAACCGCACGAAGAUCCUCACGAUAUUGCUCCCUAUCCUCUUCGCGGCUUGCUGGAUCCCUCACAUCACCGUUAUUUAUAAAUUUCUCAAGACCUUGCGUUUCAUCCAAGCACCAAUACCGGGUUUUGAAGGCUGUUUUUUCGUCGACGCUGGCUCGAAUAUCGUCGUUAGUUGGGCGCUUCUCUUGGUCUGGGACACACUAAUGCUCGUCAUGAUGGUCAUUCCUGCCCUUAAAGCUUACCACUUCAGAGGACACUCUGCCUUGUACAGCACACUCUAUGGAGACGGCAUCAUCUACUAUUUCUAUCUCUUCAUCAUGUCGAUGGCCAACAUCGUUCUCCACCGCCUAGAAUCCGUCGACGUCGUAUACCGUUUCCUGGCCGUUGUCAUGGCACGCUGCGUUCACUCCAUGCUCACAAGCCGGGCUCUCCUUCAUAUCCGAGCGCGAAUGUCGGAAGGUCAACAACACCAGAUCCCACAUAUCCCUUCGUCAGAUGAUCCCGUCUAUCCCUUGCCGACGAAACGUCCUGGACACUGGUAG